This is a messenger RNA of Anarrhichthys ocellatus (wolf-eel), 6643 nucleotides long. It is a transcript of the gene abca3b, whose product is annotated as ATP-binding cassette, sub-family A (ABC1), member 3b. Bases 341 to 3547 code for a protein of 1068 amino acids. The record is from RefSeq and is a predicted model, not a curated record. Lineage: Eukaryota; Metazoa; Chordata; Actinopteri; Perciformes; Anarhichadidae. Gene Ontology annotation, cellular component: membrane; intracellular membrane-bounded organelle. The transcript has 19 exons. Gene Ontology annotation, molecular function: ATP binding; lipid carrier activity; ATP hydrolysis activity. Gene Ontology annotation, biological process: transmembrane transport; lipid transport.
CCGUACUUUUGCACAAUGAAUACACGGGCUAACGUUGAUACAGUAGCUGGUGCAAUGUCAUCGCCUCGCUAGCAGGCAGCGAACUGGAGGGUGAGAAGCACCGGGGCUUACUGACGUGCUGGGCUGCACUACUGCGAGCAGAGCCUCGGCGGUGUCGGUGAAGGAGGAACCCCCGCAGUGAUGCGUUUCUCAUCGGUUUGACACCAAAAAAAAAAGGAGGAAUUGCAUUCACCUCGACAGGAAGAGGGGACCGCAGCUCGGGAAGUUAAUGUGCCGAAACCUGCUUUGUUUAGAGCCACUGUAGAAGGCUGACUGGACUGCGGCCUGUGUACCGCUCAAAAUGGCUAUCGUGCGACAAUUUGGACUACUGUUGUGGAAAAACUAUCUUCAGCAGAAACGUCAGAUCCUGGUAACUCUGGUGGAGAUACUCCUGCCCCUGCUCUUCUCUAGCAUCCUCAUCGUGCUACGCCAGAAGGUGCCUUUUAAGGACUACCCAAAUGCCACGGUCUACGAGAGCUAUGCCGUUGGCACGCUACCAAACGGCAUGUAUCGAGGCUUGCAGCUGGCCUAUGUGCCCAGUACCUCCAGUGUGGUGCGUCAGUUGGCAGAGGAUGUGCGCCGCAGCCUGAUGCUCUCCUCAGUGCGUGGCUUUGAGACGGAGGAGCAGUUUGAGGACUACGUGAGAAAAAACUCUAGCUCAGGAAAGCUACUGGCUGCUGUGGUGUUUGAGCACCCUUUCACCCACGACGAUGAACCUCUGCCCCUAAAGGUGAAAGUGUGUAAUGUGUGUGUGUGUGUCCACUUUGUGUUUGCUCUCAGGUUUGAGCUGCUGUUUGCUGAGCUGGAGAUGAACAGAGAGGAGCUGGGCAUCGCCAGCUACGGAGCUUCUGUGACCACUAUGGAAGAGGUUUUCCUCAGGGUGGGAAAGCUGGUGGAUUCUAGUUUGGACAUCCAGGCAAUCCAGCUGCCAGCCCUGCAGUACCAACAUGAGAGACGCUCCCAUGACUGGACCACAGAUGACGCCAGCAGCAUCAGCGGCAUGACCGAUGUCACCGACUUCACAGACAGCGGCACGCUCAUUUCAGAGGACUGCUCCAGCAUCAAGCUGAACACCGGGGCCAGACUACACCUGCAACAGUUCUAUGCCAUGUUCCUGAAGAGGGCGCUGUACAGCUGGAGGAACUGGAAGGUGAUGGUGGCUCAGUUCCUCGUCCCUUUGGUCUUCACCGUUUUGGCCUUAGUUGUGGCACGCUCCUUUCCCAAUCAUGACGACGCUCCUCAACUGAGGCUGGCACUCAGACGCUAUGGUUCCACCAGGGUGCCCGUGGCUCUGCAGCCUGGGGUGGGUCCGCUGGCUGCUGCCCUGGCAAACACGUAUAGUUCCCAGCUCUCUGCCCAGCUUGGCCAGCUCAUCAACAUCACGGAUUUCACUGAUUACAUCCUGACCCAGGCCGAGGAGGAAGGCGGCAGCUUUAACGAGCGCUGUGUGGUGGGUGCUGCUUUCCGUGGCAGCAGCCAUCGAUAUGCAGAAGCAACAGCCUACUUCAACAACGAGGGCUACCACACACCCGCCACCGCCCUCAUGAUGGUGGACAAUGCUCUGUUCAAACUGCUAGCAGGGCUGAAUGCUUCCAUCCAGACGGGGAAUUACCCAAUGCCACGCAACCUGUCUGAGAAUGCCCAGAGCCAGCUCAGAGAGGGAAAGACGGGUUUCAUCAUCGCUAUAAACCUGAUGUAUGGUAUGGCCUCCCUGUCCAGCACAUUUGCCCUUCUGCUCGUAACCGAGUCCUCUAUCAAGUCCAAGCAUGUGCAGAAGGUCAGCGGUGUCUACCUGUCAAACUUCUGGUUCUCUGCGCUGCUGUGGGACCUGAUCAACUUCCUGCUGCCCUGUCUCCUCAUGCUGGUGGUGUUUCAGGCAUUCGGAGUCAAGGCUUUUAUAGACAACAACCACCUGGUAGAUGUGUUGCUAUUACUGCUGCUGUAUGGCUGGGCUGUUGUGCCUCUUAUGUACCUGCUCAGCUUCCUCUUCUCCACUGCCGCUUCUGCCUACACACGCCUUACCAUCUUCAACGUGAUCUCUGGCACGGCCACCUUUCUGGCUGUCACCAUCAUGGCCAUCCCAGAGUUGCACCUGCAGGACAUGUCGCACUUACUGGAUAAGAUAUUCCUGAUCUUUCCAAACUAUUGCCUGGGCAUGUCCUUCAGCCAGUUCUACAAGAACUACGAAUUCAUCUCGUUUUGCACCCCCAGUAGAUUCAGCAAAGAGAUGUGCGAAUUUUUAAACAUCACGUACCAGAGUAACUACUUCUCGAUGUCGGCGCCUGGUGUGGGACGCUACGUUGUGGCCUUCUCACUGCAGGGCGUAGUCUACAUUAUUCUGCUGUUUGUCAUCGAGCUGCAGUGUGUCCGCACUCUCCGGCAACUCCUCGCCUCCCUGUGCAGAAGACGCAAACAGUUACCUCUAAUAGAGGAUGCAGCACUGCUUCCGGAGGACAGGGAUGUGGCUGAAGAGAGGAAGAGGGUCCUGGAGUGCCAGCCAAUAGUAGAGUCUAUGGUGGGAAGCCCUCUCAUACUGCAGGAGCUCAGCAAGGUGUACAGCAGCGGGGAGAGUCUUCUGGCUGUGGACAGGCUGUCUCUCGCUGUAGGGAAAGGAGAGUGCUUCGGCCUCCUGGGCUUCAAUGGAGCAGGCAAGACCACAACCUUUAAGAUGCUGACAUGCGAUGAGAGCGUUACCUCCGGGGACGCCUACAUUGAUGGAUACAGCAUCUUGAGGGACAUUAAAAAGGUGCAGCAGCGCAUUGGUUACUGCCCACAGUUUGACGCCGUGUUGGACCACAUGACGGGAAGAGAAACUCUGAGUAUGUAUGCCAGACUCAGAGGAAUACCAGAGAAGUAUGUGUCUGGCUGUGUGGAGAAUGUCCUGAGGUCGCUGCUGCUGGAGCCUCAUGCUGAUAAACUGGUCCGCAGCUACAGCGGCGGUAACAAGCGGAAGCUGAGUGCAGGCAUGGCUCUGAUUGGUGGGCCUCCGGUCAUCUUCCUGGAUGAGCCUUCGACCGGGAUGGACCCAGUGGCCAGGAGACUGCUGUGGGACGCUGUUACACGCACACGGGAGUCUGGAAAGGCCAUAAUCAUCACUUCUCAUAGUAUGGAGGAGUGUGAGGCCCUGUGUACCCGGCUGGCAGUGAUGGUCAACGGUCAGUUCAAGUGCCUCGGGAGUCCCCAACACCUGAAGAGCAAGUUUGGCAGUGGCUACACCCUGCUGGCGAAAGUACAUAUAGAGGCUGAGCUGGAGGAUAGUGACCUGCAGCUUUUUAAAGACUUCAUCGAAAGUACCUUCCCAGGAAGUCAACUAAAGGAUGAGCACCAGGGAAUGGUGCACUAUCAUUUGACUGACAAAACACUUACCUGGGCCCAGGUGUUUGGCACUUUGGAGGCAGCCAAAGAGAAAUACCAGAUUGAGGACUAUUGCGUGAGCCAGAUAUCACUGGAGCAGGUGUUCCUCAGCUUUGCUCAGUUCCAGCACUGCACUGAGAGUGGUCGGAAGUAAGUGGAGCGAGGAGUCUGUCCAUGCAUUGUUCAUUUUCUACAGUGCUUUGUGUGUGUGUGUGUGGAGGACCUGUGUACACGGACCUGUUACACAGCAGGUGUGUACACAGGCCGGGGCGGGUUUUAUCUCCAGCUCCAUUUUGACAUUGACCACCAGAACACACACACUCACACUGGGCCAGUUGCAUCAACUUCAGCAUUUCUACUACUAUAUCACGUCGGUGUGUCUUUGUUGGGUCAUUCAUGAUGUUGCUGUUGUUGCUGUGUGACGAAGGAAGUAGGAUAAUUGGGAUUAUGACGCGUGUGGGAUCAGGAUUAUUCCAAUUAAUGAACUCUUGAGUACUGCACCUUUCCAGUGACGUUCAAGAAAAGGACACCACUCAUCAGAUACUACAACUACUCUGAAAUGUGUGUGACUGGGUUUAUUUCUGCGCACUUGUGUGCACAGCUUGUCUUUGUUAUUUAUGAUUUUAUUUUAUUGAUUGUUUCCAAGAAUUUGUGCUUUUUUCUGUGAUAAUCACAAGAGAAUGAACCACUCCAAUCAUUGCACACCUUUGCGCCUUAUCUAACUAACGAGGGUUCUUGUUUCUUUAUAUUGCCCUAUACAAAAACGCCUGGUAAUCAUUAUGAGCCUCUUAAUGUUGUUGUUGUCAGAUGUAAAUAAUGUGACGUGUUCAUGGUACUAAGAAAACACGCAGAGCAUUUACUCAUUUAAAGACUGUUUUGGGCAUGUUAAUGAAUGCUAAUGUAUACCAUAUGAUUUACAGAGUGCAUGAUACUGGAGGAGCAGAGAGCUGAAAACAAUAACUAGAAGACCAUUAAUCCUCAGAGUACAUUUAGUCCGGUCUUAGUACAUUUAAUACGCCUCCAUUGUCCAGGUCUUGUGAACCAAAGUUUCGGUUUUCCUGCCAAACAAGUUACAGCGACAGCGUGUUACCAUGUGGAUAUCCAGCCAUCACAGUUUACAUAGAAACAAAAUAUAACAAUUAUGUGACACAGAUGUUCACACGGGAGGUCGUAACUUGAAAUGGUCGUAUCUUAUCAGACCGCAUGUGAUUGAUCUGGGCCUAAAAAUCGCAAAACUGCAAUAAGCUUUGAGGUGUUUUUGUACAUUUCUUUUCAUUUUUCUUGCUAUGCAUUUCACACUGUGUGUGUGUGUGUGUGUGUGUGUGUGUGUGUGUGUGUGUGUGUGUGUGUGUGUGUGUGGUGCAGAGAGUAUGGAAACACAUGAUUCCUAAUUUCAUCCAGACUGUAGUAAAACAGUGCUAUAAUAGUCCUUAAAUAUUAUAACUAAGAAAUUGUUAUUGCGCAGUGGACAAACUACUGCUGUGUCAUCUUUUAAUGUAGAGCUGCUCCUUCAGGGAACUCCAGGAAAUGCAAUACAAAAACAAAACAGCUGUAUAUAGAUAGUAAAAACUUGAAAUAGAUGCCUUGUUCUGAGGAAGAACGAUCAGCUCAAUGUUUGUUCCUCUUUCAUGUGGAUGCGCCGCUAUGAAGCUCAUUUCAGAGCGUGCCCAAUUUAUCACAGUCUCAAAGCCUUGAUUGUACUUAAAAGACGUUGUUGGAGCAUUUAUGUAUUCUGUAGGAAUAUUUAGAAAAACAUUUGAAGUUUCAAAAAGAACCAAAUGAGAAAUGGAUUCUCAGUUGCCUGCUUUUCAUCCAUGUUGGAGAUCAAAAAUGAUAUUCUCUGAUGAAUCGGUGAUCACAUUAACUUGAGGGUACAAAUGACAUUCCUACUCUUGGAAAAUCCCUCUGACUUCACAGACGUGAUAUGAAUGUAUUUACUGUCUUACAUGAAAGCAAAAAGCGCUCACAGUAAUCAACUCUUUUAACAGCUUUGUAUGAUUUACAGCGCUUUCUUCAUGUCACCAGGUGUGUGUGUGUGUGUGUGCGAAGUAAAGUAGAAACUGACAUUCCAGAAAGGCACAGAUAUGUGGCUUAUUGGUCUUUUUAAAGGAUUUAACCUCCUAAUUUAGACUUUUGUUACAUUUGUUCAUGUUUUUGCACAAUUUGUUUUCUCAUUACAUGUAUGACUUGAAUCAAUUGCAAUGUUAUAUACGUAAAAAUGUAAAGGUUUGCUCUGCUGAUAUUGAAGGUUUGAGUUAUAUUGAAAUGCAGUGUAUCGUGUUUAACAAAGGGAAUUUACAUCAUUGUAACUGUGUACUGUACAUGUACCAUGAAACUGACCAACUGUAUAUGUGUCGCUAUUCUUUUUAAAUUAAAUAAUGCUCUAUGCAAAUGGUAGCAAAUACCAGUUCCUGGUUGUGGUGGAAAAAAACGAUUUAAUAGUACCGAGUGAGUCCUAUGAUACUAAAGAAGGGAAGAGAAGGUUCAGUCGUCAUACAGAGUGCACUGCAGUCUGAAGGAGGACGAACCCAGGGUGCAGGUUGUGCACGACUUACAAAGGACCUGAGCACAGGGUGGGGGUAGGAUGAGUCGUCACUAAGACAUCUGGACUACAGUCGACCAUUCUGUGGUACUGAAUGGUCGACUGUCUGCAUUAAAAAAAUGAAUACCUUUUACCCUUCAAAGGCAUCACUUUUGGCCUUUGAGAGGCUACCUUAAUUGAAAAGAAAUACAAAAAUCUAAGACGGAGUACUACGAUGCAUUUAUAGAGUUAAUCUUUUAUAUUACAAGUGAAUGGGUAUAAGUAUGCUGCACAGUACCUCCCUGGGUCUGGAGAGUGACGCACACCUUUACAUUUACAACAAUGCCGGUCGGAGUGAUAAGCAUAGUCUGUGGUCUCCACUGCUGUUGUACAGUCUGAUGGGUAUUGAGAUGCAGAGCCAUCCAUUGCCAUCGACAUGUUGGGUCAGGGAGAGCUGGGGGUUUGGGGGCUGUCUUUUUGAAGAGACCCUGAACAGAAAACAAUCUCUCUCGUCGGUGUGUUUCUGGCCUGGUUUUACAGGAUCCUGUCCCCACUUCUGUAGGCCUCCUCUUUAGCCCGACGAAGCUGCCUGAGUCUUGCAGUAAACCAGGGUUUAUUGUUGUUACGAUGCAGGGGGACUUGACCCCUGACUUCUGUCAGGAAUUUUUAACCUACUAUACAGGUCUUCACAUACAUUUUACCCUACUAUUAAAUGUACCUGUAAUCUGA